Molecule: messenger RNA, 1530 nt
Organism: Didymodactylos carnosus
Lineage: Eukaryota; Metazoa; Rotifera; Eurotatoria; Philodinida; Philodinidae
Source: the annotation of a GenBank genome assembly
AUGUUUCAAAAACAUUUUCAUUGGUUCGAUGAUACUGAAUUACACGAUCAACAGAACAGUAUUUAUACAAAAAUAAAAAACUAUUCUAAAAAGCUUGUUAACACACAUCAAGAAAACAUUCAAUAUGUUGAGUCAAAUAUCUAUUUUAAUCAACAAUUUACUGAAAAACGUCAACCAAGACUAUUAGUUCAAUGUCAACGAUUUUGUUUACAAUCGAUCUCAGCAUCGACAAACGAUAGAUUCAAAGACUAUUUGAUUGAACGUGAAGAUAAAAUACGAGAUUUUUUAUAUCAUAUUAAUACAAAAUUAAAUGUUCAUAAUUUAACAUUAGAUAAUUUUAAACUAGUAAGAGAAUUAGGUCGCGGUGGAUAUGGAAGCGUGUUGCUAGCCUUUUAUCCAGAUACAAAUGAAUUCCAUGCAUUAAAAGCUGUUAAAAAAUCGUCAUUAGUUGAGACAGACGAACAACGUACGAUCAUUCAUGAGCGACAAUAUGCAUUUGCCUUAAGGCAUCCGAAUAUUGUUGAAUUAAUCACAAGUUUUAAAGAUAAUGAAUAUGUCUAUUUGGUGCUAGAGUGGUUACCCGGCGGCGAUCUCUAUUCACUGAUGACUUCACAGAAACUAACGGAAUUACAAGCACUGUUCUAUGUUGGACAAUUGGUUAUGGCUCUCGAUUAUUUACAUCAGUGUAAGGUAGUAUUUCGUGAUCUGAAACCAGAGAAUAUUGUAUUGACAAAACGAGGUUAUUGUAAAUUGGUUGAUCUUGGAUUAGCGAAAAUAAUACGAGGUUAUUCUGAAACAUUUUGUGGUACACCUCAUUACAUUGCACCAGAAGUUAUUCUUCAUAAACCGUACACUUCAUCUCCAGAUUGGUGGGCUUUAGGUGUUAUUUUACACGAGAUGGUAACCGGUGAGGCGCCGUAUGAUCGUUCUUAUCAUGAAAAUACAACAAGCUAUGUAUCACAGGAUGAAGAUGAUGAGAACCAUGAGAAUAGUUCAAAGGAUGCAAAAGAUGUAAAUAAAUUGGAUCAGGAAACAAGCCAUGCAUAUUUUGGUCGAUCGAAAUCAACAAACGAACCAUCGUCCGAAGAUAACAUUCGACAAUCGUAUUUGCGUAUUAUCAAUGGAUGUGCGAAAUUCAAUUUUAAAAAUGUUUCAAAUAAUUGUGCUGAUUUGAUCAAAAAUCUAUUAAAAUUUAAUGUCAAUCAACGUUUAGGAUGUGGUGAGAAAGGUGCAUUAGAUGUAAUGGAACAUGUUUGGUUUGAACAUCUUGACUUUUGGAAAUUGUAUAAUCAAGACAUACAACAAAUCCAUGCUAGACCAUCUUAUGAAUUCAAUGAUCUCGAAGAUACUAUUGAUGAUUCAGAGUCAACAACAAGUGAAUUAACCAAACGAGCUCAACGGUUACCAUGGUUAUUAAAGCGACGUGUGUGUGACUACCGUCUUCAAAUGAGACCAUUGCCAUUAGAUGCAUCAGAAUUAUGUUCUUAUGGUGGAACGGGAUUUGAAUACUCGAUACCAAAACAUGGUUAA